GCUGACGGGCCGCGUUGUUUACGGCCGAGCAGCCCUCGCUCCCGCCGCCCGCCCGCCACUCGCCGGCCCAGGUGCCCGCCCGCCCGUCCGCGCGUCCGUCUGUCCGCGCGUCCGUCUGUCUCGGCGUUCGCAGAUCGCGGCCCAGAGCGCUCGGGGCGCAGCGAGGGGGCUCCGGACCCGGAGGUCGCGGUCCGGGGUCGGGGCCGCCUCCGCCGGAUCGGUAGCGGCCGAGGCCCCGCGCCCCUCCUGGGGCCGUUCCGAGGGCCCUCCCGGGCGGGGGCUGCGGCGCGCGGGGCCGCCGGCGUGGAAGAGAAGGACGCGCGUCCCCCAGAGCCGCUCGGGCGGCCGCCUCGGAGCAUGACCCCCGCGGGCCGGCGCCGCGCGCUCUGAGCCGCCGGGACCCCGCGCUCCAGCAGCCAUGGGCGCCGGGGCUGGGCGGGGGGCGGCCACCGCGCCGCUGCUGGUGGCGGUGGCCGCGCUGCUGCUGGGCGCCGCGGGCCACCUGUACCCCGGAGAGGUCUGCCCUGGCAUGGAUAUCCGGAACAACCUGACGAGGCUGCACGAACUGGCCAACUGCUCGGUCAUUGAAGGUCAUUUGCAGAUACUGCUCAUGUUCAAAACGAGGCCCGAGGACUUCCGAGACCUCAGUUUCCCCAAACUCGUCAUGAUCACUGAUUACCUGCUGCUCUUCCGGGUGUAUGGGCUGGAGAGCCUGAAGGACCUCUUCCCCAAUCUCACGGUCAUCCGGGGCUCACGCCUCUUCUUCAACUACGCGCUGGUCAUCUUCGAGAUGGUUCACCUGAAGGAGCUUGGCCUCUACAGCUUGAUGAACAUUACCCGGGGCUCCGUCCGCAUCGAGAAGAACAAUGAGCUGUGCUACCUGGCCACCAUCGACUGGUCGCGCAUCCUGGAUUCGGUGGAGGAUAAUUACAUUGUGUUGAACAAAGACGACAACGAGGAGUGUGGGGACAUUUGUCCAGGCACUGCAAAGGGCAAGACCAACUGCCCUGCCACUGUCAUCAACGGGCAGUUUGUGGAGCGUUGUUGGACACACAGCCAUUGCCAGAAAGUUUGUCCGACCAUCUGCAAGUCGCACGGCUGCACGGCCGACGGCCUCUGCUGCCACAGCGAGUGUUUGGGCAACUGCUCCGAGCCCGACGACCCCACCAAGUGCGUGGCCUGUCGCAACUUCUACCUGGACGGCAGGUGCGUGGAGACCUGCCCGCCCCCCUACUACCACUUCCAAGACUGGCGCUGCGUGAACUUCAGCUUCUGCCGGGACCUGCACAAUAAAUGCAAGAACUCCCGGAGACAGGGUUGCCACCAGUAUGUCAUUCACAACAACAGGUGCAUCCCUGAGUGCCCCUCGGGGUACACGAUGAAUUCCAGCAACCUGAUGUGUACUCCCUGCCUGGGCCCCUGUCCCAAGGUCUGCCACAUCCUGGAAGGCGAGAAGACCAUCGACUCGGUGACAUCUGCCCAGGAGCUCCGAGGCUGCACCGUCGUCAACGGAAGCCUAAUCAUCAACAUUCGAGGGGGCAACAACCUGGCAGCUGAGCUGGAGGCCAACCUCGGACUCAUUGAAGAAAUUUCUGGGUAUCUGAAGAUCCGAAGAUCCUAUGCUCUUGUGUCACUUUCCUUUUUCCGGAAGUUACGGCUGAUUCGGGGAGAGACCUUGGAAAUCGGGAACUACUCUUUCUAUGCCUUGGACAAUCAGAACCUGAGGCAGCUAUGGGACUGGAGCAAACACAACCUCACCAUCUCUCAGGGGAAACUCUUCUUCCACUAUAAUCCCAAACUCUGCUUGUCGGAAAUUCACAAGAUGGAGGAGGUUUCAGGAACCAAGGGGCGCCAGGAGCGGAACGACAUUGCCCUGAAGACCAAUGGGGACCAGGCGUCUUGUGAAAAUGAACUACUUAAAUUUUCUUACAUUCGGACAUCUUACGACAAGAUCUUGCUGAAAUGGGAGCCGUACUGGCCCCCUGACUUCCGAGACCUCCUGGGCUUCAUGCUCUUCUACAAAGAGGCCCCUUAUCAGAAUGUGACCGAGUUCGACGGGCAGGACGCGUGUGGCUCCAACAGCUGGACGGUGGUGGACAUUGACCCGCCUCUGAGGUCCAAUGACCCCAAGUCGCAGAACCACCCAGGGUGGCUGAUGCGGGGUCUCAAGCCCUGGACCCAGUAUGCCAUCUUUGUCAAGACCUUGGUCACCUUUUCUGAUGAGCGCCGCACGUAUGGGGCCAAGAGUGACAUCAUCUAUGUCCAGACCGAUGCCACCAACCCUUCCGUCCCCCUGGAUCCUAUCUCGGUGUCGAAUUCCUCCUCUCAGAUCAUUCUGAAGUGGAAGCCUCCCUCGGACCCCAAUGGCAACAUCACGCACUACCUGGUGUUCUGGGAGAGGCAGGCGGAGGACAGCGAGCUGUAUGAGUUGGAUUAUUGCCUCAAAGGGUUGAAGCUGCCUUCCCGGACCUGGUCCCCGCCGUUCGAGUCCGAGGGCUCCCAGAAGCACAAUCAGAGUGAAUACGAGGAGUCCGCUGGCGAAUGCUGCUCGUGUCCCAAAACCGACUCUCAGAUCCUGAAGGAGCUGGAGGAGUCCUCUUUCAGGAAGACGUUUGAGGAUUACCUGCACAAUGUGGUUUUCGUGCCCAGAAAAUCCUUUUCAAGCCCUGGUGCUGAGGACAGUAGGCCGUCGCGGAAGCGCAGGGCCCUCGCCGACGCUGGGAACGUGACGGCCGCCGUGCCCACGGUGCCUGGUUUCCCCAACACUUCCAGCAGCGUGCCCACGAGCCCGGAAGAGCACAAGCCCUUCGAGAAGGUGGUGAACAAAGAGUCGCUGGUCAUCUCCGGCCUGCGUCACUUCACCGGCUACCGCAUCGAGCUGCAGGCUUGCAACCAAGAUGCCCCCGAGGAGAGGUGCAGCGUGGCCGCCUACGUCAGCGCCAGGACCAUGCCCGAAGCCAAAGCAGACGACAUUGUUGGCCCUGUGACCCAUGAAAUCUUCGAGAACAAUGUGGUUCACUUGAUGUGGCAAGAGCCUAAAGAACCCAACGGAUUGAUCGUGCUGUAUGAAGUGAGUUACCGACGGUAUGGUGAUGAGGAGCUGCACCUCUGUGUCUCCCGUAGACACUUUGCUCUGGAGCGGGGCUGCAGGCUGCGAGGGCUGCCGCCGGGGAAUUACAGUGUGCGAGUUCGGGCCACCUCCCUGGCGGGCAACGGCUCCUGGACAGAAGCCACUUAUUUCUACGUGACAGACUAUUUAGAUGUCCCAUCGAACAUUGCAAAAAUUAUCAUCGGGCCUCUCAUCUUUGUCUUUCUCUUCAGUGUUGUGAUUGGAAGUAUUUAUCUAUUCCUGAGAAAGAGGCAGCCGGAUGGGCCACUGGGGCCGCUGUAUGCUUCUUCAAACCCUGAGUACCUCAGUGCCAGUGAUGUGUUUCCCUGCUCUGUGUAUGUGCCGGACGAGUGGGAGGUGCCUCGGGAGAAGAUCACUCUCCUGCGCGAGCUGGGGCAGGGCUCCUUCGGCAUGGUGUACGAGGGCAAUGCCAGGGACAUCGUCAAGGGCGAGGCGGAGACCCGUGUGGCGGUGAAGACGGUCAACGAGUCCGCCAGUCUGCGAGAGAGGAUCGAGUUUCUCAACGAGGCCUCAGUCAUGAAGGGCUUCACCUGUCAUCACGUGGUCCGCCUCCUGGGGGUGGUGUCCAAAGGCCAGCCGACGCUGGUGGUGAUGGAGCUGAUGGUUCACGGAGACCUGAAGAGCUACCUCCGCUCCCUGCGGCCGGAGGCUGAGAAUAACCCUGGCCGCCCUCCCCCUACUCUGCAAGAGAUGAUUCAGAUGGCGGCGGAGAUCGCCGACGGGAUGGCGUACCUGAAUGCCAAGAAGUUUGUGCAUCGGGAUCUCGCAGCUCGAAACUGCAUGGUGGCCCACGACUUCACCGUCAAAAUUGGAGACUUCGGAAUGACCAGAGACAUCUAUGAAACGGAUUACUACCGGAAAGGAGGCAAGGGUCUGCUCCCCGUGCGGUGGAUGGCACCGGAAUCCCUGAAGGACGGGGUCUUCACCACUUCUUCUGACAUGUGGUCCUUUGGUGUGGUCCUUUGGGAAAUCACCAGCUUGGCGGAACAACCUUACCAAGGCCUGUCUAAUGAACAGGUGUUGAAAUUUGUCAUGGACGGAGGAUAUUUGGACCAACCUGACAACUGUCCGGAGAGAGUCACCGACCUGAUGCAUAUGUGCUGGCAGUUCAAUCCCAAGAUGCGGCCCACCUUCCUGGAGAUCGUUGACCUGCUCAAGGACGACCUGCACCCCAGCUUUCCGGAAGUUUCCUUCUUCCACAGCGAGGAGAACAAGGCGCCUGAGAGUGAGGAGUUGGAAAUGGAGUUUGAGGACAUGGAGAGUGUCCCCCUGGAUCGGGCCUCACACUCACAGAGGGAAGAGGCCGGGGGCCGGGAUGGAGUGUCCUCGCUGGGCCUCAAGCGGAACUACGAGGACCACAUCCCCUACACCCACAUGAACGGGGGCAAGAAAAACGGACGGAUUCUGACCCUGCCGAGGUCGAAUCCUUCCUAACGGCGCCUGUUUUGGGGGAGGGGUUCUCCAAACCCCUCUGGUUUACUUUCCUCUGGUUUGAAGGCCUCCAGAAAACUCAGGAUUCUCCUAUGAAUCUGCCACAGUGUCACACGGAGCUCAGAGAUCAUUGCUAUCCAUUGCUGUUCAUUGAUGACUUAAAACACGUUUGUUUGAUUGCCAAGUUGACUAGCUGUCAGAGAAUUUAACUGUGACCCUGGAGGAGAAGGGGUUUCCUCGGCUGCUGUCCCUACAGGCAACUGCGGUUUUAAGCCAGAAUGUUACUAUUUUUUCAAGUGGGUUGAAAGCAAGGACUUGUUUUUAAAAAUCUUCUUCUUCUGCUUUUUUUUUUUUUUUUUUCUGGUGUCUGAGCUACAGUAUAAAGCAUAAAACUUGUUUGUGGAACAAAAGUUUGAAAGAAAGAAAGAAAAAAAAAAAAAAAACCCACCCUGUUCCAGUAGAAUCUCAGACUUUACGGAGUGGGCUUCGCGAAGAGUCUUCUCAUCCAGGCUGAAGGAUUUUUUUUUCUUCUUCUUCUUCUUCUUCACAAAAUCAGUUCCUCAAAUUGACCAAUAGCUACUGCUUUUAUACUUUUGAUAAGAAUCUGCAGUCCCGGUGUGCGGUUCACGUGUGUCCACGUGCGUGCGUGUGUGUGUGUGUGUGUCCAGGCUAGAUAUGGCUGGUGUGCGUAUGUGUGUGUGUGUGCGCACGCGCACAGAGUAUUCAUGCCGCGUUGACGCUUUGGGGGGUCUGCUCUGCUCGAGCUCCUGAUCCCUCCCAUCUCCUUCCUUCUUAUUUACUGGGAGACUGUGCCCUCCACAGAUUUUUCUGCCCCAAGCCUAGUCUCAGGAGUCUUUUCUCCCUUAACUUUGGUGAAAAAUGUUUUCCGGGAGCCAAGGGAGUAGUUUGGAGUGAUAGUGGAUCUUUUCAAGACCAAACAAAGCUAGGACAUAAAAAAAGAAAAAGAAAAAAAAAAAAAAAAGAACUAAGGUGAUUAAGAGUUUUGAGAAUAUAUUUGUAACAUAUUUAAUUUUUGAAAAAAUCUCCAGCAUCAGCCUCAUAAGUUAUUAACUGUUUCCCGGGGGGGGGGGGCGGGGAGGGGAGGGCUUGUGGGUUGCUUGGUUGAUCUGCCUGUGUGCAGAGGGGGAGCGAGGCACCAGUGGCUGAUUUGUUUGGUCUUAAAGGCAUCCAUUUUUCUGGGAAUAAAGCCACAUUAGCUGCUAACCCUUUUGGACAUCAUGAGGCCAUGGGUGUGGGUGAUUGGGUUUGGUGGAUGGCUUGGUUUCUGCUUGGGUAAGCUGGUAAGCGCCUGGAGCUGAGUCCUGCCUUCAGACACACUUGUGGCUCUUGGAUCUUUUGGUUCCUUGUGUGUACCUCGCACGCUUCCUCAACUGGGUGUGCACAUCCUGUGAUUACUGUGCAAACAACAAAAUCAAAUCCCAAAGUGCGACAGCCCAGAUGGACUUUGAGAACACUAAGCAAUAUGAAGCGAGAUGCACCUGUCGGUCGCCUCCACCCUCAGGGCAUCCAGCUGUCCUCAGAGUUGACCUCCCAGAAGCUGCUCUGCACCCAGUGACCUCAGCUGGGCCAGGUGUGGGGCCUGAGCAGAACUCUCAGGUGCUUAUGAUGUCGCAGUCCCCAAGAGAGUAGAGUCUGGAGGAGAAACCGCUAAGGAUCGUCGUGCCACCAAGAACUUCCGAGUGGGCGUGAAUUCAGUUUCUUCCCUUUGGGGAAGGAAUCACAGCUGCUCAAAUAAAGAACAUGGUGAACUCAUUACUUUGGUUCAUCAAAAUCGUCACCCACGGGUUAUCCCUGAGAGCAUGUGCUCAUGAGUUUUCGAUUGCUUCCUUCUCCUCUUCUCUUAAAAGUUGUGGGCUUAAGAACAGGAUAGAGACAAUGGCGACCUCUGAACCUUCUCAAUUCUUGGUUAAGAACACAGGUAGACACAAAUCCCAAUUGCCUAUUACUAUCUUAUUUAUAUGAUUUGAGAAAUCACAGCACAUGAAAUAUUUCUGGGGAGCCUCAAUGAUUGGUUGGGUACAAGGAACAGAAAUUAUUUUCGCCAAAUUUAUUUUGUACAUAUAAGAGGGUCUGUACGUAAAUUAAAAAUACAUAGAUCUAGGUAUUUUGUUCUUUUCAUAGUAAAUUUGUAGUGGCCGUAUAUGACACUAGCAACAAUUUUCACAUUUUUCUAAUUCAGAAAGGUUUUCUUAUAUUAGGGGGAAAUUAUUUAUUUUAAUAUAUAAAAAUCACUGUAAAAAUCACUUUCGUAAAAAAUGGAGUGCAUGUAAAUUUUUAUCAACGAGAAAUAAACAGGUGAAUGUGGGGUAAUGAUUUUUUUUUUUUUCCAGCACAGUCUACCUCAGUGUAUCAUUAAGAUGUGGUUCAAUAAUGGACAUCUUUGAGACUUCAGAAUUCUGCCUGGAUCCAAUCGGAAUCAGGGAAAAUCUGUGUCAGCUGAUUCCAAAUGCCAGGGACCAGUAAGAAUUUUGAGGGAGGGAGUUGGGAUAAAGUGUGGCUUUCGUGUGAGCAUAGAUCCUUUUUCUGGCUGAUAAUAGUCUUCUCUGAGUUCAGUCUUCCCCACCCCCACUUUUUUUGAUCCUGCAUCCAUUGGCACCAUGCUUCCAAACAUGAACUGAAAUUUCAGGUCAUCAUGACGUAUCUGAUGUGUGGGGUGCCCAGGCCUGAGCUAGCUUCCUUUGCUGAGGAGAGAAUACUCCGUCUCCUGCUGGGGCGAAGAUAGGUUUUGGUGCAAAGCUAGCGUCCCCGCUGCCCUACUGCAUCCCCCUGCAGUGAGCACCGAGGUGCCCUGGACUCUCCAUGGCUUCUUCCUACUCCUUUUAAGCUCAGAUGCUUUGGGGAAGUGGAACAAAUUGCACUGUGGGCACCUCACACACAAAUACCCAAUGCAGCGUCUCUAUCCUCUCCAAGUGGAAAAGGGGACUGUAGAGAAAUUCCAAUCCCAAAUCUACCAGCAUGCUGAGUAUAUUUUUUAGCCACAGAACCUGGGACCCCCGUGUGAGAAUGCUGGGCUCACCUGCACAAAUGGGAUAUCGCCUAUUUCUUUUAGUUUGUCUCUGCCACUGCAGUGAGAAGAGAAAGCAGCCAUUGGGUCAUAAACCUUUUUCAUCGCACAGUGUCGUGUCUAACAACAACUUUGGUCCUAGAAAGUCAUGAUCGACCUGGCAGUGUUGUAGUGAUGGGCUCUAAAAAGAGCAACAAAGCCAGCUUAGAUGGAUACUUUCUGUUGUUUGUUUUUAAAGAUGUCUCAUUAUUAUUAAAACCCUUUUCAUUAAUGUGGCAUAAUCGACAGAGUAGUUUCUUCUUCCGGGAGGAGAAUAGCAAGCACAUUACUUUCUCCCGGGACCAGUGAUGUCAAGCACACGUCUGGAAACGUUUGUAUUCUGGGAGCUGUCCUUGGUGCUUUCCUGUAACGUCAAGCUAGUAGGGAGGAAUGCUGCUGGUUCUCGUGGAGAGAUAUUGAGCACAACAGAGAAAAUGUGGGAAUUGAUGCAAGGGUCUGCACAUAACGAUCCUGUGAUCAUUGGAGACUGCUGCCAAUUGAUGGACAAAUCUUCCACUAUCUCCCACCAGAGCAGACAAUCUGCCAUAAAAUGUGCUGGUUGGGUUGGGAGGUGUUAAUUCGUAGCUGUCGUAACAGUGGGCAGUGGGCAGGAAUGCUAUCAGAGCAUGGCCCAUGCCAGCCAUCUGAGUAGCUCGUGGAUGUGCUGUAGGUCCAGGGACAAUCAUUUUUCGACUUCAUGGUGGGUGGAAAUUUGGGGUUAAAUGUCUUCUGGAUGCCACUUGGUGAGUCCUUGACACCUCGGGCUCUUCAGAAAUUACGGUUUUGUUCGAUGGGGGGAACAGGGAAACGCUGAUUGUGUAUAAAUGGUGCACAUAGAAUGGUGUCCCUUCAGAGAACCUUCCAGAAGGUUGUUUAGACUAUUGAUUUACACCAGAGGUGAGGUUGAAACGGAAAGAACAAAUGCUGAUUUGUUCUUUCAAACACAUGAAAGAAUGUCAUGGACUUUCAGGGGCUACAGCUGAAGGUGAAUGUUUCCUGAGGGGUCCCCCAGAAGCAGAGGGAAACGUUGACUUUGUGAGCUCCCUGUCACCUCAUACCAGUCAGGGUCGAGAACCAACCUCCAGCCAAAUUCUUAUUCGGGUGUGGACCCUAAAAGUCCUUGUUAAAAACCAGAUCACGAAUCUGAGGCUCUUUGUCCCCUUUGAGAAGGAAGGAACAACAUCCAAGACAAGUGUGUGUCUAUAUACACAUUCAGGAAUGGCUUGUUUAGUCUUUCUACGUUCUGUGCCUCGGGGGGUCCUGGCCCUGCGUGUCAGCCGCAGACACUUUCCAUCCGCUGUCAGCUGCCCAGGAUCAAAUGUGCCUCAGCUUAUGGGGAAAACAACUCAGAAACACAAAACCCACCAAAAGCUCAAUUAUUAUUUUUUCAAUGUUUUCCUACAAGAGCCAAGUAGCGCCAUGUACAGAAUAUGCCUUUUUCUUUGAAUAUUGAAAUUGCUCUGCAUGUGAAAUAUGGGAUAAUUACCUGUUUAUAUGAAAAUUCUGAAUAAAUUAUCGGAGAA
Messenger RNA from Leopardus geoffroyi (Geoffroy's cat), 9148 nucleotides. RefSeq names its product insulin receptor (gene INSR). The coding region runs from base 419 to 4564 and encodes 1381 amino acids. Gene Ontology annotation, cellular component: membrane; axon; insulin receptor complex. Gene Ontology annotation, molecular function: insulin receptor activity; insulin receptor substrate binding; ATP binding. Gene Ontology annotation, biological process: protein autophosphorylation; cell surface receptor protein tyrosine kinase signaling pathway; glucose homeostasis. The record is from RefSeq and is a predicted model, not a curated record. NCBI's taxonomy places the organism in Eukaryota, Metazoa, Chordata, Mammalia, Carnivora, Felidae. The transcript is spliced from 22 exons.